Messenger RNA from Neltuma alba, 1220 nucleotides. Its product is annotated as RING-H2 finger protein ATL40-like. The transcript has a single exon. Bases 180 to 956 code for a protein of 258 amino acids. The record is from RefSeq and is a predicted model, not a curated record. NCBI's taxonomy places the organism in Eukaryota, Viridiplantae, Streptophyta, Magnoliopsida, Fabales, Fabaceae. Gene Ontology annotation, molecular function: transferase activity. Gene Ontology annotation, biological process: protein ubiquitination.
CAAGAUUCAAAAACUUAUUCGUCCCAUCAUAGGUAAAUUGUCCCAAUGAAAUUGUCUUCUUAAAACAUAUACAAAAACCUAGCGGAGAAGCAUUCAUCCUCCAUUGCCACUUCUCUCAGGAUCUCUCUCCCUCCCUCCUCCUUUCUCUGGGUAGCUCUAUCUCUGUUCGGAGCAACAUCAUGAAUAAUCCUCAGGACGGCAGCAUUCCUUUCGAACUUCCGGCAGCUCUCCCAAGAAGACCGGUGAACUCCGAUCACAACAGCUUGAACAGCAGUAUCUUGUACAUAGCCAUUAUCUCUUUGUCAAUCGUCUUAGUUCUCGUCUUCGCCCUUCAUCUCUACGCCAGGUAUGUCCUCCGCCGCCAAGCCCGCCGUCGCGCCGCCAUCCACCAUCUCAGCCUCGCCGUGGCUAGAUUCUCCUCUGGCGAUCCACCAAACAACACCGGCCUCGACCCCACGGUCAUUGCCUCUCUUCCCACCUUCGUCUUCAAAAGAAGAAACGAAAACGAUGACCGCCGCCGUGGCGAUUCUUCCUCCGUUAUGGAAUGCUCUGUUUGCUUGAGCAAUCUGGAGGGUGGAGAAGAAGCGAGGCUGCUUCCCAAUUGCCAGCACGUGUUCCACGUGGCUUGUAUUGACCGGUGGCUGGAGUCUCAUUCGACGUGCCCGAUUUGUCGAACCAUGGCUCGGCCGGUGAUUGAGCCACGGCCACGUGAGGGUCCGGUCGGGGCCCGCCAGGUCCAGCCGGCUGUUCACGACGCGCCCACAGCUCCGCCGGUGGUGGAGCCUACUGCAGAAGGUACAUCGGACGGUGGUGGAGCUAAAAGUAGUGGUUCAGUUUCAAGGUUGAGCUCCUUCAGAAGAAUGCUAAGCAGAGAAAGAUCGUCCAGGAGAAUCCAACCUCCUUCUUCCUCCUCUAUCGGUGAUGAUAGUCUUGUUCGUGAUUUAGAGAGACAGUGAAAUCAUCCUCGGUACUAUUUUUUUUUAAAAUUUAAUUUCUUAUUUGAUUUUGUGGUUAUAAAUACUUUCUUUUUUGGGUUAAAAAAAUGAGGGACAUAUUGGCGAUAUAAAUCUUCUUGUGGGGCAUCUUGGGAAACUUAGCAGUUACCAGUGAUGAGGGGAUUGCAUAACGAAGAAAAGUGAGAGGCAGGAUGGAUGCGUUUCAAUUUUGUAAUACGUCUUAUUGUACAAAAAGAAAAGAGAGAAUUAUGUUUUAGCUCUUAA